UGGUUGCACGUUCUCCCUUCCUGCCCCUCGAGCUGGUGCCUGGAGGCGGCGUGUAGCUCUUUUAUUGUUCCCGUGGAAAGCUCAACGCGCCGGGUCUCCCCUACAUUUGUUCCCAAUGGCUACCGCGGCGCGACCACGUCCCGCUUGAGAGGGAGCGGUUCGGCUGGCGAGGAACCGGGAUUUACCGAGCAGCGACUUCCAGGGAUUUAACGUCCGCGUUGGAGACGCCGAGCUCCUGAAGGAAAAAAGAGGGACGUGAACAGAGGCGCCUGCAGCCCGAGAGCCCCUCGCCGUGGCCGCCAUGGUGGAACCGGCCGACAAGCCGAUCGCAGCCGGACAGAGGCUGGGCGCCCCGGAUAGCUUUGGGGUGUCCACUCUGGAGCCGGGCCUGCGUCCUCUCGCCCAGCCGCCGGCGGGGCGACUCUCCUCCAUCCGGGUCCAGAUGCUCGACGACACGCAGGAGGUCUUCCAGAUAUCGCAAUGUUCCACCGGCAAAGUGCUGUUUGACCUGGUGUGUGUCCACCUCAAUCUGGCAGAGGGAGACUACUUUGGACUGGAGUACCAGGACCAGCGCAAGAUGACGGUGUGGCUGGACCUGCUGAAGCCCACGCUGAAACAGAUCAGAAGGCCUAAAAACACCAUCCUUCGCUUCGUGGUGAAGUUCUUCCCCCCCGACCACACGCAGCUCCUGGAGGAGCUCACUCGGUAUCUGUUCGCCCUGCAGAUAAAACGUGACCUGGCCUGCGGUCGCCUCAUCUGCAACGACACCAGCGCCGCGCUCAUGGUGUCCCACAUCAUUCAGUCCGAGAUAGGAGACUUUGACGAGACGCAGAGCUGGCAGCACCUCCUCCACAAUAAGUACCUGCCCGACCAGGACGCCAUCAGAGACAAGAUCACCGACUGCCACCGCAAGCACGUCGGGCAGACUCCCGCAGAGUCGGACUACCAGCUGCUGGAGAUCGCCCGGCGGUUGGAGAUGUACGGCGUCCGUCUGCACCCGGCCAAGGACCGAGAGGGCACCAAGCUCAGCCUGGCGGUGGCGCACAUCGGCGUGCUGGUGUUUCAGGGGUACACGAAGAUCAACGCCUUCAACUGGUCCAAGGUUCGCAAGCUCAGCUUCAAGCGGAAACGGUUCCUGAUCAAGCUGAGAGCCGACCCGGCACAGAGCGCCCACCACGACACGCUGGAGUUCGCCAUGGCCAGCCGGGAUUGCUGCAAGGUCUUCUGGAAGAUCUGCGUGGAGUACCACGCCUUCUUCCGGCUCUUCGAGGAGCCCAAGGCCAAACCCAAGCCCAUCCUCUUCACCAGAGGGUCCUCAUUCCGCUUCAGCGGUCGGACCCAAAAGCAGAUCAUCGACUACGUGAAAGACUCGGAGCUCAAGAAACUCCCAUUUGAGAGGAAGCACAGUAAGAUCCUGUCCACCAGCAGCCUGCCGCCUCCGUCUUCGUCCUUCAGAUCACAAGUGCCAAAAGAGAGAGCCGUGUCUUUGCAGUCGGCAGACAAGCUCGACUCGACCCGACUGGGCCACCGAGCUGAAUGCAGCGGCUCCGAAGAGCCGGCGGCGGCCUCAUCGACCGCCAACGGCUUCCACGGCGUCGCGGCGGCGGCGCCCGGCUCGGACCCGAUUCAGUCCCGACAGAACCACCACGGCGGCGGAUCGGCGGCGGACCCGCAGUUCCUCAACCCAGAAAGUCCCGGUUCGGAGGACUCCCCGGCGGGAAGUCCCCGCGUGGUCGUCAACGGCAACGGCUCGGCCAACGGCAGCGCCGCGGGCGUCCCGCGCCAGUGUCCCAAGGGUCGGCAUCUGUCGCCGCUCACCAGCCCGCUGCUCACCGACGCCGGAUGCGUCCGCAACGACGAUGAAGAGGAGGCGAGGAGGAAGAAGUUUCCCACAGACAAGGCGUACUUCAUCGCCAAGGAGCUGUUGACCACGGAGCGGACCUUCCUCAAUGACCUGCAGGUCAUCACAGAGUCCUUCCACGGUGCCGCGGGGAAAGACGAGGCCUUCCCAGAGUCCGUGAAGAACCUGAUCUCUGCCAGCUACGACCCGGUCCACAAGUUCCACCAGGGGUUCCUCAAAGAGGUGGAGCAGCGGCUGGCGCAGUGGGAGGGUCGCUCCAACGCCCACAUUAAAGGAGACUACCAACGCAUCGGGGACAUCCUCCUGAAGAACAUUCAGGGUCUGAAGCAGUUGACGGUUCAUCUCCAGAAGCAUUCAGAGUGCCUGGUGGAGCUGGAACGGGUCUGCAGGUCCAGUCGGAAGGCCGAGGCCGUGUGCCGAGACUUUGAGCAGCAGAGGGUUUGCUACCUGCCGCUCAACAUCUUCCUCCUCCGCCCUCUCCACCGCCUGCUGCACUACAAACUCAUCCUGGAGAGGCUCUGCAAGCACUACCCCCCCACCCACGAGGACUUCAGGGACUGCAGAGCGACCCUGGCUGACAUCUCUGAGAUGGUGCUGCAGCUGCAGGGAACCAUGAUGAAGAUGGAGAACUUCCAGAAGCUUCUGGAGCUGAAGAAAGAUCUGACCGGCAUCGACAACCUCGCCAUCCCCGGCAGGGAAUUCAUCCGGCUCGGUUGCCUCAGCAAGCUCUCAGGGAAAGGCCUUCAGCAGAGGAUGUUCUUCCUGUUCAGUGAUUCCCUGGUGUACACCAGCCGGGGAAUGACCCCGUCCAACCAGUUCAAAGUUCACGGCCAGCUGCCCUUGUACGGCAUGACGAUCAGAGAAAGUGAGGAGGAGUGGGGAGUCCCUCACUCCUUCACCUUGUUUGGACCGCGCCACUCUGUGGUGGUGGCAGCCAGCUGUGCGUCGGAGAUGGAGCGCUGGGUGGAGGACAUCCGGAUGGCCAUCGACCUGGCGGAGCAGAGCAGCAGCUCGGACACCGACCUGCUGUCUGACAACAAGCUGUCGGAGGACGGCGGCGCCGAGUCGGAGGAGGAGCUCUGCGGCUCGCGCUCGUCUCUGGAGCGCCAGGGUCACCGCGGCAACACCACCGUGCACGUCUGCUGGCACCGCAACACCAGCGUGUCCAUGGUGGACUUCAGCGUCGCCGUGGAGAACCAGCUGUCGGGUAACCUGCUGAGGAAGUUCAAGAACAGUAACGGCUGGCAGAAGCUCUGGGUGGUCUUCACCAACUUCAGCCUGUUCUUCUACAAGUCCCACCAGGACGACUACCCUCUGGCCAGCCUCCCGCUGCUGGGCUACUCCGUCACCGUGCCGUCCGAGUCCGAGAACAUCCACAAAGACUACGUCUUCAAACUCCACUUCAAAUCCCACGUCUACUACUUCCGAUCGGAGAGCGAGUACACCUUUGAAAGGUGGAUGGAGGUGAUCCGCAGCGUCACCUGCUCGGCCAGCCGCCCCACGCUGAGCGCCAGGAAAGAGCUUUACUGAGAGACCGGGGGGGGUCGAGAUCCGGACCUCCUUAGACACAGGGUCGCUUCUCAUGCCUCUGAAAAGCUGAUUCACACACACCUUUCCUUCCCCUCUUGUAUAAACCUUCUGCACCGCGAGUGUCUGUGAUGGCGGUCGGCCACGUAUUUCUGGCAGCACAAAGUCCUUCUGGUCUUCCUCUUAUUAAUUUAGUUUAUGCCAUUGAGUGUUGUUCACACGGAGAUUUAAUAUUCACCCUCAACGACAUCCUGUUUUUAAAAUUAAGAGAUAUGAUUGUCCCGGGACUCUCCAGAGGUAUUUGGGACACUGGAGCAUGAGUUUGUGCACAGUGUUGUUUUGUUGUUUGUUCCUCUACGACGACAUAUUGUGUAUUACUGAGACAUAAAACCCGGAUUUUAACUAAUAAUGCGAUGAAUUCAACGUGAUGCCAGUUUGGUCACAAUUAGAAAACAUCCAUCUUUUAUCUCUUUGUAAGGCGACUUUUUGUACAGUACUUUGAUACACUGUGAAAUGUG
Messenger RNA from Pseudoliparis swirei, 3906 nucleotides. Its product is annotated as FERM, ARHGEF and pleckstrin domain-containing protein 1-like. Gene Ontology annotation, molecular function: cytoskeletal protein binding; guanyl-nucleotide exchange factor activity. The transcript has 28 exons. Gene Ontology annotation, cellular component: cytoskeleton. Lineage: Eukaryota; Metazoa; Chordata; Actinopteri; Perciformes; Liparidae. The record is from RefSeq and is a predicted model, not a curated record. Bases 302 to 3391 code for a protein of 1029 amino acids.